Molecule: messenger RNA, 627 nt
Organism: Aspergillus alliaceus
Lineage: Eukaryota; Fungi; Ascomycota; Eurotiomycetes; Eurotiales; Aspergillaceae
Product: putative progesterone binding protein
Exons: 3
Coding region: 150-515 (121 amino acids)
Cellular component (GO): membrane; endomembrane system
Source: RefSeq, a predicted model, not a curated record
UUUUGGAAUUCCCCGCCUAGCAGCCCCGCGCUCUAUGUCGGCCCGAAUUCCAUAAAUCAACUUUCCGACACCAAAACCCAUACCAGCUUCUUAUCCAGUUUCCAAUUCGGAUUGGAAGAGACUAAUUUCUCUCGAAAAAAGUUAUCAAAAUGUCUGAACGGUUCAACCCUAAGGUUCCCGUUCAACUCGAUCCACCCAAGGAUGACCCUAUCACCGUGGAGGAGUUGUCCAAAUGCAACGGUGCGGAUCCUGACCGUCCGACAUUGGUGGCUAUCAAGGGUAUCGUUUUCGACGUAACCAGAAACCCAGCUUACGGCCCUGGCGGUUCCUAUCGAGUAUUUGCGGGGAAAGAUCCUUCUCGGGCUCUCGCCUGUUCAUCUCUGAAGCCUGAGGAUUGCAGACCUGACUGGUAUGAUCUCGAAGAUAAGGAGAAGACGGUUCUGGAUGAAUGGUUCACGUUCUUCAGCAAGCGCUAUAAUGUCGUUGGAAAGGUGAAAGACGCUACAAACCACUGAGAUAGAAGUCGGGGAGGGAGUUCGCAGGUGGGCGAUCAUUAUAUUUAGGAAUAGGUACUAUACCCAUGGAAUUGAGCUAUUUUCAUUUCGUAUGUUUUUUGGAGCAUCGCAG